AUGUUUAUAUAUGCUUGCCUUUUUAUUAUUUAUCUUACCAAAUUCGCAAAUCCAUCUGCCAAUGCAUAUUGGCCGAUUUAUACAAUAAUUUUUUACUUUGAUUGUAUUUCGAGCAUAUAUAAAAUGACGACAAGGCGCACCCAAUUUCUUGAUGCAAUUUCUCAGCCUCAUGUCCACAGCGAAUUCGGCAAGAAAACAUUAAAGAGUAAAAUAUCAUAA
Messenger RNA from Blepharisma stoltei, 219 nucleotides. Lineage: Eukaryota; Ciliophora; Heterotrichea; Heterotrichida; Blepharismidae. The record is from the annotation of a GenBank genome assembly.